This is a messenger RNA of Camellia sinensis, 998 nucleotides long. Its product is annotated as nuclear transcription factor Y subunit B-1. Gene Ontology annotation, molecular function: DNA-binding transcription activator activity, RNA polymerase II-specific; RNA polymerase II cis-regulatory region sequence-specific DNA binding; protein heterodimerization activity. Gene Ontology annotation, cellular component: nucleus; CCAAT-binding factor complex. NCBI's taxonomy places the organism in Eukaryota, Viridiplantae, Streptophyta, Magnoliopsida, Ericales, Theaceae. Gene Ontology annotation, biological process: regulation of transcription by RNA polymerase II. The record is from RefSeq and is a predicted model, not a curated record.
AAAACCCCUAACUCCUUAACUCAUCAAAUAUCUCUCUCUUUUCCUUUUCCCUUCACUUUCUCUCACCCUUUUCCUUCACUUGCUCUUUUAUUCCCCAUGACAGGAAAAAGAAGCCAAACAAGCCCCAUUGGGAGCCCAUCAUCCGGGAACAUCUCCGACAGCUCCUCCAAAGAACAAGACCGGUUCCUCCCCAUCGCUAACGUGAGCCGGAUCAUGAAAAAGUCCCUCCCCACCAAUGCCAAGAUAUCGAAAGAAGCCAAAGAAACCGUCCAAGAAUGUGUCUCCGAGUUCAUAAGCUUCAUAACUGGUGAAGCCUCCGAUAAGUGUCAAAGAGAGAAGAGAAAGACCAUCAAUGGGGAUGAUCUUUUGUGGGCUAUGACAACACUAGGGUUUGAGAAUUAUGUUGGGACUCUAAAGGUUUAUCUCAACAAGUAUAGGGAGACUGAGGGAGAGAAGAAUUCUAUGGCUAGACAAGAAGACCAGACUUACCCUAGUUAUAUUAAUACUAAUCCUAGUGGGGUAAGUGAGAUUAGCAAGGUGAUUACCAAUUCUAUGUCAAGUAGAGUUGAUCUUCUUGAGAGUUUUAACCAUGAGGAGUACUAUGGGGUUGGAGUUGGGGCUCAAGUGAGUGGAAAGAGCCAUGGAGACCGCGGAAGAGUCAUCGUCAGUGGCUAUGGAGAGAAUUUGGUGAGUAAUGGUGGUUUUAACAUGGGAAAAAUUCAUGAACUUGGAGAUGGAAAUGCUAAGAGGGCUAUGGCAACUCAUCUUCAUCAUGGGGUUGAGUGGUAGACUUUAUUUGAUAUAUCUAUAUAUGUGAGUUUUUAUAAUUGUUCAUUUGAAUUUUGUUAACUUAAUUUCUACAAAUAUAGUGGUAGUUUGAGAUAUCUCUCUAAAUAUAUAUAUUUUAAGAAUUUUUCAUUAAAUGUAAUAUUGUUGGUCACUUUGCCAUAUGUUUUUAAUUACAUCCAAUAAAUACAAUCCUUGGAAUGUUACUGUUC